Mycetomoellerius zeteki is the source of this 4461-nucleotide messenger RNA. Its product is annotated as ankyrin repeat and BTB/POZ domain-containing protein BTBD11. The record is from RefSeq and is a predicted model, not a curated record. Gene Ontology annotation, molecular function: protein heterodimerization activity. Lineage: Eukaryota; Metazoa; Arthropoda; Insecta; Hymenoptera; Formicidae.
UAGAGAUCGCAUGUCCUAGAAUGACCCGUUGUGAAUAACAUGCCGUCCACGAGACGAGCUCAGUGCACCGACGACUGCAGGUGCGUGUUGUGCCGCGAGUUGAAAGGCUACAAGAUGAGCGCCAACAGCGUCGAAGUUCAGCAGCAGAUCGGCCAUGAGGGCACAAAUUUUAUCCUACGGCGGGCCGUACCUUUCUUACCGAAGCCUCCGCCGCGAGAGGAAUGGCGAGAAAUCGCAAGGUACGACGAUUACGAGAGAUGCUCGACCUUGGAAGACCGAAGUCGUCGUGGUGGCGGUGGCGGCGGCGUAAACGGUAGUCCAAAACCAUGGACGCCUAACAACGACAUCGGGAAAACGGGGAAGGAUAUAAAUCACAAAACGGUCAUCUAUUUCGGCGAUUCAAAUCCGAGACAGAAAGAGGAUAAAGUGAGGCAGCAACAACCACCAGUUCCACCUCCGCCUCCACCGUCAUUACCGGAAGCGUGCGUGCAGAUGACAUCAAGGUGCAAGGAGGAUCCUGAGACUUCGUUGCCUCUUGCGUUGCAAUCGCGGAACGACGAGACGGUGGCUCGUCCACGAGACGCGUUGGAGCGGGAUAACGAGCGGGAAGAGGAUGCCGGACGACAUCGAGAUUCCGCGAUGGAGAACGGCGAUCCCAAGGCCGUGCACGAGAUCGUGGUGAACGUCAGCCCCAGCAGGGAAGAUGUGCUCAGGAUAGAGGAGGACGAGAGCCAGCUGGAAGACUAUUGGUCCUUGCCGGGGGACACGAGCGGGUUCAAGGCGGAUUGGAGUUUCGUGCAGCAGUGGCGACUGAGGGGACCGGGCGGUGGUAAUAGCCGCGAGAUAUAUUGCCCCUCUUACUCGAAGGAUUUCACCGAGAAUUCUCCUAAAAGCGGAGUUCACGAUAUGGUCCAUAUGAUCCCAGAAAGGGAUACGGAUACCGUAGCACCGACACCGACUCCGCAGCAUCCACGUCAUUCUCAGCACCAUCAUCUCAGUUUACACGAACUCCGUGCGCUUCAGAGGCGACCGGAAUGUACUGGCAACAGCUCCUCCGAUGAGAAUCGAUCGUCCGGACACGCGAGCAUGUCGGAUACUGGCGGCCACACAAGCAGCAGUUCACCACCGCAUCGUCAUCAUAGAGCUCACAGUCCUCAGCAAUUGAAUGCUGUGCCCGAAGACGAUCGACUCUCGGCAUCGGUUACUCAAAGGAAUGGCAGGAGCCGAUCCGGUCAGAGCCGCAAUCGACACCGAGCUACGCCCGCUAAGCUGCAGGUACCAUGGUCGGGUUCUGGUUUGGAGGAUAUAAAGCUAGCGAUCCAACAGCUUACGAUGCGCUCGCACAAGUCUUCGUCCACAUACUCCUCUCUGAGUGGCUCGGAAAGCUCAGAACCUGCAGUGAGAAGGCUGAUGCGACACUCCAGCUUGGAGACGAUCAACACCAAUGUGACUAGCGCCGAUGAGUUCGUCUGGGUAGACUCUCAUAAUCGUCUGGUUGAAUUGCAGCAGUUACCGUGGACUCACCAUGAUGUGUUACGUGUACUUCAAAACGGUCGAACAAGAGAACACAUGGAGCAAGUCUCGAUGGAGACGAUUCCGCGGCUUUCCUAUCUCCUACAACGUGCGCUAGUCAGGAUUGGCCGCGAGACUCAGAGAUUGGCAAAGCCCAUAGGUCUCUGUAGCAAACACGAGGUGUACAGUGCCUUUAAGAUCGUACUCUGUCCGGCUCUGGCGGAUUCUUGUACCAAGGCUUGCCUUCGAGCUGCCGCGAUGUUCGCUGUAUCUGGCGAUCAGCUGAAACAAUCGAAGGCAUCCCGUUCGGGGCUGCAAUUGCCAGUCGGACGUUUCUUACGUUGGAUGUCCGACGUGAGACUCGGGCGGAUGAUUCACGAGUAUGCCGCGAUAUAUCUGACGGCCGGAAUCGAGAAUCUCCUGGAAGAGAUACUGCUACAGUGCGUGCCAACCGAACCGCAUACGACCCUCACGGCGACAAUGCUGGAGCACGCUAUAGCCAACAGCGGCGACUUAUGGGGCCUGUUACAACCGUACGCGCAUCUCAACGCCGGUCGAACGGCAUCGGGCGCUCUCGCUAUGCCUCGUUGGGCAAGUGUAAGUUCCUUGAAUUCGUCGUCGUCGUCGCGUAGCGGACGGGACGUAGCUCAGUCAGCUUUGGAACCGUCGUUGCUUACGACAUGUGUGGGAUCAAUGUCAGAAUUGAUAGAUUUGAUUUCCAAGGUAGCGCAAGCAGGACGCUGCCCCAUACCACUGACAACGAGAGCGUUAUAUGCUCUAUUUUAUUACAUGAGAUGCUCGCAGCUGGAACAUGGCGAACGCGGGUCUGGAAUACAAGAAUUAGCAUACGAACGAGCUUACGUUGUGUUGCCACCGUUAGUAGAAUGGCUACGGGUAGCUGCAGCGCACGCCGAGCACAGACACGGUUUAGUCAUGGAUCAAGAUGACAUUAAUCAAGCUGCCCGACUAUUGUUGCCUGGUGUAGAUUGUCCUGUUCGACCGAUAAGCUCCGAGGAGAUCGCGGUAUGUUCAAAGCGCAUUGACGAUGCCGAAUACGUUCGGUUGCUGACGCUGGACAUGGCUUUCAAGAUGUUGACCAGUGGACGCACGGAUCUCAUAGGCCAGGCAAUGUCGCUGCUGCCUUCAACAAAAAUUAACACCGUGAAUGACGCCGGAUUCACAGCUCUGAUGCUGGCAUGCAUCAAUGGUGAUGAAUCAGCUGUAAUGGCUCUACUAGACGCCGGGGCUGAUUUGAACAUCGAAAGUCCACCACCCACGACAAGCUCGUCAUCGAAUACUCCUUCCAAGAUUCCACAAACAUCCGGUGUAUCAAAUGUUAGAAGCCCGAGCAAUCAGUCGGCAAUGAUAACAUCCAAAACUCCGAACGCAAACGUAGUGUCUAAUAGCUCCAACAAUCCUGGUGGAGCUAUCUCCAGUGGCAUGUGUUACACGCAGACUGCCUUUAAUGCAGAGACGCAACACUGGACCGCUUUGACUUACACGGCUCUGUUGGGUCAUUGUAAUAUCGCCAGAAUAUUGUUGGAGAGAGGUGCUGCGGUGGAAGGUGGCGCGAAACUCAGCGAGGACAAGUGCACGGUCACGCCUUUGCAAGCGGCCACAGCGUCAGGAAACAAUGAGAUGGUAGCUCUACUCUUGGCACACGGGGCGCAGCCGUUUCUGUCCACUUUGAUCAAGGAUUCGUUCUCCUACUCAGGUUCCGUGCAACGUGGCUGUUACAGCGCAAUCUCAGUAGCUACAGCACAUGGUCAGAGAAGUUGUCUUCAUCAACUGCUAUCACAUCCACUCAACUUCUCGGCCAAGCGAGGAGAGAAAGAGAUAUUAUCUUUAGAAGAGAUAUUAGCGGAAGGUAACGCCGGUAAUAAUUCUCAACAACAGACUGCAGAAGGAAGAGGAGCUCGCAGAGAAGGCAAAGAACCAGUAUUUAAUAAGAUACAAACGAAGGCGCUACAGGAAGCUAUGUAUCAUAGCGCGGAAAGUAAUCAUUUAGAUAUUACCAUGGAGCUUCGUGGGUUAAAAGUAGGCUGGACAUUACAUUGCUGGAUGCACAGUCUUGCGACAGCUCACGAAAUGCGAUUAGACUCGGUUAUAGAUCAAUUACUUCAAGACUUCCUUCAAGUCUGUCCGGAUGAUUAUUCCACGCAGUUCGUGCAGGAAUGUUUGCCACUUUUAUUCAAUAUUUUUAGAUAUAGUAAGAAGGAAGGCACAUUGCUCGCUGAUAUAUUUUGCACAUGUUUUGGGUGGGAGCCGAUUAAGCCAAUUAGAGAUACUACACUUUCGAGUGGAUCAAGAAUUGAUCCAAAAUUUGUGAAUAAUCCAGAAUUAAGCGAUGUUCAAUUUAGAGUCGAAGGUCGCGUUUUUUAUGGUCAUAAAAUAGUACUGGUUACAUCUUCCCCAAGAUUUAGAAAUAUGUUAAGUUCCAAACUAUGUGAAGGCAAUCCUCCUAUUGUGCAAAUUAAUGACAUAAGAUAUCACAUAUUCCAGAUGGUCAUGGAAUUUCUUUAUCACGGUGGUUGCGCCACUUUGGAAGUUAAUCAAAGUGAUGUUCUGGAAUUAAUGGCAGCAGCCAAUUUCUUUCAACUCGAUGGCUUGCUCAGAUAUUGUGAAGCACAGUGUUCCACGAUGGUGGAUCUUGACAAUAUUGUUUCUAUGUAUAUUCACGCAAAGGUAUAUAAUGCCGCACAGCUUUUAGAAUAUUGUCAAGGAUUUUUGUUACAAAAUAUGGUGGCUCUUUUGACUUAUGACGAUUCGGUCAAACGUUUGUUGUUUGCGAAAAAAUUACCGAAUCACGACGUUCUCGCAGGUCUAUUGCUCACAUUGCAAUCACGAAUAAAAGCCAGACGAUCUCAACAACAAAACAAAAUAAAAGCUUAGAUAUAUGCUCUUGCAUCAAUAUAACAAGAUAUGAAAUUAUAUAAGAGCAUUAUAAAA